Molecule: messenger RNA, 5768 nt
Organism: Nomia melanderi (Alkali bee)
Lineage: Eukaryota; Metazoa; Arthropoda; Insecta; Hymenoptera; Halictidae
Source: RefSeq, a predicted model, not a curated record
GUCAGUUUCCUGUUCUCUGCUCACUGUACGCGGCCGGUCGAUCUUCCAUAGCAGGCCUGGCCUAUCGGAACUUUUGUUUCUCAUUGUACGUACACAAAGAAUACGAAAUAAAUGAGAAUCAAAAUGAACUUCUACAAUAUAUAUUACAUCCGAGAGAUAUUUCAACUUAAGAUUUUUUGCGCGAGUUGUAAGUGUUUUUAGAUCCACAUACGUUUGUGAAACAUUUUUUUCGAAGAUGAAAUUUACGAAGUUGAUCAUGUGCUUCAUUGACUGAUGCCAAUUUGGAAAAGCUAAGAUGUGCAACGUUGAACAUAAAUAUAGAGUUACAAAGAUUAACCGUUUGAGUCCCACGGGUUUUUGCAAAAACCCGAUCGACAAAUUCCACGCGCGAUCGCGCUCCUUUCUUUUCGAUUUCGAAACUGAAUGACGCUUUUCUAUUUUGACAAAAACAACAAUUGGGACUAGACUGCCACUUUUGAACAAUGUAACGAAGCGCCAUCUUGCCGCUUCGGACUCGAACGGUUAAGUGAAAGAAAGGAUAAACGAAUAUCUCAUGAAUUCAAUCUCGAGAGUGAAUUAUAUCGAAUCAUAAUAUAACAAAGUUUUCUUCAUUUUGUAUUUAUAUCACAUUUUUGAAAAUCAUGUGUACCUAAGGUCUCACUGUAACGUUACGCGUUAUCAAAGCGAUCUGUGAAAUGAUUUGUUGGCUAGGCCUGCUCCAUACGAAUGAAACGAAUCAUCGAAUACCCCACUACCGCGAAACAAGCAACGUGCAGGGGCAAGGAACAGUCGGUCGCCGGGAUUCUUAAACAGUUUUUUUUAGCAAACCGGUCGAGGGACAAGAUUGCAUUUUUGAGACGUUGACUCGAUCAGGUAUAAUUUAUUGAAAAAACGAGAAGAAUGUGAAGUGGCUCGAUUCACCUCCGAUCUGGGAGUCAUCUUCGAAUCCUCCUCUGCUGCGUGUGCAACAGCCUCUUCGCGAGCUGAGGCGCAGAUAGCCACGAUGCUUUGACGUUCCCGGAUCGAAUCUUCAAUCCGAUGAUCACGCGAAGAGAAGUUUGGUGGAUGACACGAAGAAAGGCUUAGGUGGGACAUGGCACAAAAAAGCUUAGGAAACAGUGGUUUAGGGUAUUUUUGAUUAAUUUCUUUUAGAGAAUCGUAGAUAGAUUCGAUAACAAUACAUUGCAACGUGUAAGAUAACUUAACCCUUUGCACUCGGAAGUUUCUCACUAGAAAUGCUCAACAUUUUUUAACUAGGCGAAGACGAUAUUCCCUGAAACUAACUCGAAGGGAAAUCACAAGUACAUUAAGGAACAAAACUAUUUUAUUCCAAUAUUUCACGUAUCAAGGCAUUAUACAAAGUUCUUUUAAAUAUCAGACUUUUUAUAGUUUUACCGUGUCAAAUCAAAUGGUAUAUAUAAUUGGCAUUAUAUGAUACUUAAUAUUAUAUAGAACACUUUGUAAUUUUUUUAUAUCGAAUCAAAAAGGUGACUGAGUCACUUUCCGAGUGCAAAGGGUUAAUAUUCUGUGAAAAAUUUUACAAUUUCGACAUAUCGAAUCAAAUGGUGACCGAGAGUUACCUCUCGAGUGCAGAGGGUUAAAAUACGUUGAAUUUUGUUCAGUCACCACUGUUUUCAUUAUCUUACAAGGAAAUCUUAAUCCAUGCUCUCGCGUCGUGAUGGACUGAUUUGAAGAAUUCCGUGUUCAGUCGUUAAGACAAGCGAGGCAUUCGCAUCCUUGACACGUUGACCGAUUGUUGAAUAUUGAAAAUCCUGCUAAUCCGCGCUCUCGUGUCGCGAUGGACUGAUUUGAAGAAAUCCGCGUUCAGUUGCGGAGACAAGCGAAGCAUUCGUAUCCUUGACACGUUGACCGAUGGAUGAAUCGAAGGAAUAUUAAUUUACGGCAAGGAAUAGACGUACAGAGAUGAAGUUGUCAGCGAUGAAGGAUAGCGUCUGCCAGUCGGUUGCUCAAGGUCGACGGCGGAACGCCGUCAGGGAAGGACAAUUUUUUGAAAGCGUAACACGUUAAGCGCCAUGUUACUCACUGGCACUGAUGCUUCUGAAUGACUAGAAAACAAUCGUAAUGUACAAUUACCGUACACAUUCGGGUGACGCUAUUUCUUACGUAAACUUGAACACUAACCCUUUGACGAAUGUCGACAUUUCGUUGAGAUUACAUUUUCAUAUGAGGAAUAUUAAGAUGCGAACGAAUCAUUUAACUAGAACUACCAAGCAGUCAAACUGCCUUUUUGAAAUUUCUCUGUAGAAACUAAAUGAUGCGACUAUCGAGACUUCAAUUAAUUCGCACUGUAGUUUCUGUAUUACUAAAUUAAUUUCUAUAGUAACUUCUCAAAGAAGCAUCAGUUAUUUUUUCAAUAACUGAGAAAAAAGAAGUCAUAAAUCAUUUUGCCCCAUCCAGUAGUUCUAGUGAUAAUUACUUGAAUAGUAAGUGAUCAGUGUAUAGUUUCCUUUUUCUAUUGUUUAAGCAUUCGAUGUGUAAUUUAGCUUCAUACGUUGCAAGCUUUGUGUACUUCAAAGAGUCUUCGUCAAAGGGUUAAUUUUAAGGGUUGUGUUGGAUGUAUGAGACAUAAGAAAGAUAGUAGAACAAUCGUUACGAAGAAUCUUGAUUUUUUAGCUUUUACUUAACGCGUUCGCUACCAGAGUUUAUUCCGGUGACGGUCUCAAUUAUAUUUUCUUCGAUCCAAUAAAGCUAACAAAAUGUCAGAAAAAUGAAACUGAAACGAGUCAUUGAGUUGCGAAAUAUAAUGUCGUACUUUAUCAUUUCUAAUAACAAUAUCUAUAGGAUUCAUUUCGUUUUCAUUAUGUAAAGUAUAGAAUUGCGGCCGUCGCGAAUAUGUCACGCUGGCAGCGAACGUGUUAAUAACGUAAAUAAGUUGAUAAUAGUGUAAUGCAAAGAUUCUAAUGUUAAAUAAUUAAUAAUUGUUGCUGCUUCUCUAUGCUACGAAAGAAAAACUCUACGGAACGCUUAAGAUUUUCGUGGCGCUUAACGCGUUAACCAGGAAAAAGGAACUUUGCGAAGUUCUCUUCGUGCAUAGUAAUAUACUAGGUAGCAGAUUAUUAUACAAAUGUACGUGUAUUUUUAUAGACGAUGGAAACCGGUAUUAACACGUCGACCGCCGUACGAUUUUGCCGAGGAAAACAGACAAAAUGAAAAGUUUCAGAAUGUUCGCGCCCGUUGUCCUGCUGUUGCUGUCUCCUCUGCAGCUGUUCAUCGCGACAGCCGAAUCAGCAACUUGCAUUCCUAAUUACUUCAACUACGUUAAUGUUGGAGGAAAUGUAUAUAUAGGUCGCAUUGAUAUUCCAUCACCACCAAAGGAUAUUCCUUUGCAACUCAGCGUCACUUUAAGCAUAGCUUCUGUAUUGCCAACGGCGUACGUCGGCCGAUUGGAAUUGACAGAGUCGAGAACAGAAUCGGUUAAAGCGAUCCAGAGGGGCGGGCCCCUGAAGUACACCAUUCAUUUUCCUCUUCCUCACCAAGUGCCAAACGUGAACGAAAUUCGGUUCAAUGGUCAACAAAUUUGUAGCGAUCGGCGCGCUACAGGGCAGGUGAUUACCUCUAUCGUCCUAAAUCACACACUGUUUCCACCGAGUACGUCGCUUCUGACCGUGGACGACAGGAGUUUGUUCCUCGACCUACAGAGUUUAGACGACACAACAUCCGAACCCGAUAUUCGGCCGCCCACUGUUGUUACAAAUACACCGGCAACGUUUACACCGAGUCCGCCAGUUCCAACGAUUCCGUCAGUUCCAACGAUUCCGCCGAGCCCACUUAUCCCAAGCAUUGAUCUACUCUCAGGACAAUGUAUAUUACCUGCAAUUUCAAACCAGCUCCAUUUUUCAACGCAAACGCAAUGCGGUCGUCGUUCGAAUUUUAUUGGCCUGGUCGCAGGAGGUCAGGUAACCAAGCGAGGUGAGUGGCCUUGGUUGGCUGCUCUGUUUGUUGUGUUAAAUCAGUACAAGUUCCAAUGUGCUGGGUCGCUGAUAACACACACUCAUGUCAUUACAGCCGCGCACUGCAUGUGGUAUUUUGACGUGAAGUUACCAGUGGGUGCAUUGUCGGUGUUCUUGGGGCGUUAUUACCUUGAAGACUUCAGAGAGGAAGGUUCAGUGCCUCGGAAAAUACUUUCUAUCAGUAUUCACCCUGACUACUUGAGUCAGAAAUCAACAGGGCUAACUACUGCCGACGCUGAUGUGGCUAUAUUGAAAUUACAAGAAAGAGUCGAAUACAACCAACUAAUCCAGCCGGUAUGCCUUUGGGCGGGCUGCAGGGAUUUGUUUAAAAUUAUUGGAAAGAGAGGAAGUGUAGUGGGUUGGGGUCGCGACGAGCAAGGCCAUCAGACCACUCAGGAGCCUCGCGUAGUCGAGGUCCCAAUUGUUAGCACGUUAGAGUGUCACUGGAGCUAUCGGCCGUUUGCAGAAGUAACAUCGAAUCGGACAUUCUGCGCGGGUUUUAGAAACAGUACUGGCCCUUGUAACGGUGACAGCGGAAGCGGGUUGGUAAUAUACGAUAAAACGAGGGGACGCUACUAUCUUCGAGGUAUUGUUUCCUUAUCAGCUUCUGACAGGUCCAGUAAUUCCUGCGAUCUCAAUAAAUACGUGAUUUAUACGGACGUCGCGAUGCAUCUCGAGUGGAUAUACCAGCAAAUUUCCACUUAGGGACUGUAAAAACUCAUUCGUAAUUAUAAAUAUGCUAGUCGAUUAGUGUUUGGUUAUAAAUAGAUUGCGGAUUUUCUGCAUUUAUAUCAAACAAGAUUGUCUACGUCCCAGUGCAAUAAAGAGUAUAAUACAAUGACGAGUAGAUUUAUAAUGUUAUGUGGACUCCGAUAGCACUCCUGACACGGAGAUCUCAUUUUUAUUUGGUUGUUAACGCUAGAACUAUCGAAUAGUCGAAUUGAAGUUUAAAAAUUUUUCCAUAGGGACUCUAAAGUUACAGCUAUUGAAAUUUCAAUCGACUUGUGAUCCAAUUCGCCUGUUACUAACUCAAUUUCUUCGGUAAUUUCGCAAAGCAUCUUAUCUUUUCAAUAAUUGUAAAAGAAUAAUUCAAUAGUUCUAGUGUUAAGUUUCAUGUAUUAACACGUUCCGUGCUGAAUUUUCCGUUCAGGCCGCUUGGAAUUCUCAUUGAAAGACGAAGAACUUUUUACAGAUUUACUGUACAGUCAAAUAUAGGCAUCUUAACACUUAAGCAACCUAAAGAAGACUAUAACUACAACCUCCUCCAUUAUCUUCAAUUGAAUUCGUCCAAUGAAUUCAGUUAGGAACUGUAUUUUGUAAAAACAAGAACAGUAUUUGAUGAAUUGCAAAUAAUCCCACUUCAAGACUUACUAAAUAACAAAAGAAAAGAUAAACAGAAUAAAAGGCAUUACGUAGCUAAGUGAAAAGUAGGAGUUUCCAUUCGGUUGGCUAAGUGUUAAUAUCCUGUAUACCGCGUUCAUUGAACUUUAUUUAAUCGUUGUAACACGUGGCCUGAACGGAAAGUGUCCAAAAAUCGGCACGGAACGUGUUGAUUUGUCAAUAUUUAUGAUUGGGAAAACGCAAUCAGUCGUCUGCUUAUAGACUGCGGAUUUCAUACAUCUGUAUCACUCUAUUAUUGAAAUUUAUUGAUUAUUUAUUGAUUAUUUAUUGACUAUUAUUGACAUUUAUUUAUUAAUUUUAUUAUUUAUUUUAUAUAUUAACUGUUACUAUUAAAAAUUCGUGUAUUAUCAUCCUGAUAAUGGAUCUCGUAACAAAAGGCAUGAAUGUUUAUUCGAA